AUACUACUAGAAAAAUCUCGUAUAAAUCUGCUUGUUUUCUUGCAUUUCUUUCAUCAAAGCAACUCCAAGAGAAAGAGAGUUACUUUACUUCUCAUUUUUCAUUUUAUAAGUCUCUUGUUGUUCUUCUCAUUGGUGCAAUGGCUGAGAAUGGAGCUUCUUCUGAUGCUCAUUCAAGCAGCACUAGUUCCACUCAUUCAAGCACCACUAGCAGCAAUAUGGACUAUGCCACCAUUGAAUCACGACACAGACAGGUUUUCUUGCGGAUGAUGUCACAACAAGCAUUUAUGUUUCGACUUGCAAGACUCGCCUACAUCACUAGCAGCAAUAUGGACUAUACCACCACUGAAUCACGUCGUAGACAGGUUUAUCUCCAAAGGAUGUCACAAUAUGCAUUUGUUUUUCAACUUGCUAGAGAAGGCUGGUUCGUUCUUUUUCUCUCUUUCAUUUAUUUAUAGAUAUUUCAUUAUAAACACUAUACUGCUAAUGAAAUCUAUAGUCCAGAUGCGAUAAACACUAAUAAUGCUCUAUUUUAUUUUGUCAUGUAAAUAUACCAUAUUGUAGUCGUAAUAAUUCUUAAUACUAAUGACAUUCUAUUUUAUUUUUAUCAUGUCCCACACUUACAUGCGUCUCAAUUCAACUCCAGGCUUGAGGUAAUGAUUAUACUUCCAUAAUUUCUAUCAUUUAUUACACAAAAAUAAUUAUCAUCUAUGUUAACUUCACAUUUU
Lycium barbarum (goji berry) is the source of this 725-nucleotide messenger RNA. RefSeq lists its product as uncharacterized. The transcript has 5 exons. The record is from RefSeq and is a predicted model, not a curated record. Bases 138 to 455 code for a protein of 105 amino acids. Lineage: Eukaryota; Viridiplantae; Streptophyta; Magnoliopsida; Solanales; Solanaceae.